AUUUGGAAAUUCAGAGAUCUAAUUUAAUCCAUCCAUUUGGCUGGGGGAAGUAACCAACAUCAGUUGUAAUCCCGCUAACAACCACCAGGGCGAAAUGCACUUCUUAGGUUACAGGGAGUCCUGGAAAUUUGGCAUCAAGUCUUCUGGCAAAGACGUAGGUGUAGACGAGGAACAAAAGACCCUCGUGCCGCCCUCCAGCGGCUCGGCUCCGAGUGUGCCCGGUGGGACUCCCAUGCGAGGGUCACUGCCCACGAGGCCAGGACUGAAGCGAAGGGCACGCGAUGGCCAGAGGCCCGGUCAACGUGGAGGAGGACAGGCGGGGGGCAGGCCCGGGAGCGCGUGCUCGGCUCCCGUCGGUACCGUCGGUGCCUGGCCGAGCCCAGACAGCCCAGGUCCCAGGGGGCGAGCCCGCUAAGGGAGCCUAGGGCUCCAUCUUGCCCGGCGGCAGUCUGGGGUCACCACCGUCGUGUGACCUGCUGCAAUCUCGGCGGGCAAACCCUUAGCGGUCGAGGGCAAGGCCUAGGGCAGAGCGCGAUCGGGCCCGUUCCGGGCUAAGUGUCUGGUCCCCACGGGCUCGGUUCUGAUGGGCCCCAAGUUCUCCCAACAGAUCCCACAAAAUGGAGGCCGACGUCUCCUGCCGCCGCUGCCAUGGCGGAGGUGGGACACCCUUCCCACCCGCUAGGCAAGGUGGAGGCGCCUGCACGGCCCCCAGCGCACCAGUCCCCUAGCAGCCGCGGCCGGGCUCGCCCCCUCGGUCCGCCGCAGGCACUGCCGGGCUCGCCGGGGUCUCCGGGGCCCGGACAGUGAGGACGCCGGGACAUCGAGGCCGCGUCUCUAUUCGAGCAGAGUCGCAGGCGGCCGCGGCGACCGUCCGGAGGCCGAGGCCCAGUGUCCCGAUCCCGGGCCCCCGGGAAGCCUCGACGAAGAUCGC
This is a messenger RNA of Mastomys coucha (southern multimammate mouse), 931 nucleotides long. Its product is annotated as translation initiation factor IF-2-like. The record is from RefSeq and is a predicted model, not a curated record. The transcript has a single exon. The coding region runs from base 95 to 415 and encodes 106 amino acids. Lineage: Eukaryota; Metazoa; Chordata; Mammalia; Rodentia; Muridae.